GGUUUAUACUUUCUCCCUCACUUCAAAUGAAUUCUCCAGCUUGCUAGAGAGAAGAAGGAGGUAAACUAACUAACUAUGCGAAACCUACGAAUCAUCUCCUCUCAUCUCUCGCGAGGUUUGAGAUCCAUCCAGUCACACCCGAUCCAAUCCCGUCGGAGCUACUCGUCGCAAUCGGAAAAUGUCUCCAAAAUCGUAACCGAGCUCUCCAACCUCACGCUCCUGGAGACAAUGGACCUCACCGAGCUCCUCAGGAAGAAGCUUGGCGUCUCCGAUAUGCCCGUGAUGGCGGCGAUGGCGUUUCCGGGAUCUGGAGGAGGAGGUGGUCCCGGAGCUGCGGCGGCUGGGAAGGGGGAGGAGAAGAAGAAGGCGGAGGCGAAGACGGCGUUCGACGUGAUGCUGCAAGGGUUUGAAUCGGCGUCGAAGAUUAAAGUGAUUAAGGAAGUUAGGUCGGUUACGGAUUUGGGGUUGAAGGAGGCUAAGGACUUGGUGGAGAAAGCGCCUACGUUGCUGAAGAAGGGAGUUAGUAAGGAGGAAGCUGAGAAGAUUAUAGAGAAGUUGAAGGCUGUUGGAGCCAAAGUUGAUAUGGAGUGACCUUUUAGCUGCAGGUGUUGUUAAAAUGGAACAAGGAACAGAUGAAGCUUCAGUUCUACUGAGUAGUCCUUCAAGUGUUUAUUACGAAUGUAAGAUGUCAUGGAACUGUCUCAUGAGCUUUUUUCUUUAGAGAGUUAGACACACACAUUUUUGCCUUCAGCCGAUUAAAUUCACGAAGGCUUUUAGGAGCAAUAGUUCUAUCAUUUCUUGGUUUGUACUGUGCGCAGUCGUGGAUGAUCUCUUUUCAACAGAAGAUUCAGACUUCAUAAAUAAAUUAUGUUAUUUCUUGACUU
This is a messenger RNA of Brassica rapa (field mustard), 884 nucleotides long. Its product is annotated as 50S ribosomal protein L7/L12. Gene Ontology annotation, biological process: translation. NCBI's taxonomy places the organism in Eukaryota, Viridiplantae, Streptophyta, Magnoliopsida, Brassicales, Brassicaceae. Gene Ontology annotation, cellular component: ribosome. Gene Ontology annotation, molecular function: mRNA binding; structural constituent of ribosome. The record is from RefSeq and is a predicted model, not a curated record.